Crotalus tigris (Tiger rattlesnake) is the source of this 3055-nucleotide messenger RNA. RefSeq names its product smoothened, frizzled class receptor (gene SMO). Gene Ontology annotation, cellular component: dendrite; cilium; plasma membrane. Gene Ontology annotation, molecular function: patched binding; transmembrane signaling receptor activity. The transcript is spliced from 12 exons. The coding region runs from base 109 to 2580 and encodes 823 amino acids. NCBI's taxonomy places the organism in Eukaryota, Metazoa, Chordata, Lepidosauria, Squamata, Viperidae. The record is from RefSeq and is a predicted model, not a curated record. Gene Ontology annotation, biological process: smoothened signaling pathway; commissural neuron axon guidance; central nervous system development.
UGCGCCCCCCGGCUGCCCCCUCCUCGCCCAGCAGCCCCCCAAGUCCCGGGACCGGCCGCCCUCGGGGUGCCCGGCGCGUCCUAGGCGCGCGGUGGGUCUCCCUUCCCCAUGGCCGGCGCGGGGGGUCUGCGCGGCGCCCUGGCCUGCUGCUUGCUGGGGCUGCUGGGCGGCGCGGCUUCGCUGAACGGCAGCUCGGAGGAUCGGUGCAAGCGCGCGGCGCCCUGCGAGGCCCUCCGGGAGAGCGCCUGCCUGGGCUCGCCGCUGCCCUACGCCGCCACCUCCACGCUGCUGGCCGGGGACUCCAGCUCGCAGGCGGAGGCGCACGACAAGCUGCUGCUCUGGUCCGGCUUGCGAAAUGCACCGCGCUGCUGGGAUGUCAUCCAGCCCCUGUUGUGUGCCGUGUACAUGCCGAAGUGCGAAGAUGGGAAGGUGGAACUGCCCAGCCAGACGUUGUGCCAGGCCACGCGGGGGCCCUGCACCAUCGUGGAACGAGAGAGGGGCUGGCCCGACUUCCUCAAAUGCACCACGGAUCGUUUCCCUGAAGGGUGCCCGAACGAGGUCCAGAACAUCAAAUUCAACAGCUCGGGGCGAUGCGAAGCCCCCCUGGUGCAGACUGACAACCCCAAAAGCUGGUACGAGGACGUGGAAGGUUGUGGGAUCCAGUGCCAGAACCCGCUCUUCACCCAGAAGGAACACCGGGAGAUGCACGUCUACAUCGCUGCCUUCAGCUCCGUCACGAUUCUUUGCACCUUUUUCACCCUGGCCACCUUCGUAGCCGACUGGAAGAAUUCGAACCGUUACCCGGCUGUCAUCCUCUUCUACGUCAACGCCUGCUUCUUCGCGGGCAGCAUCGGCUGGCUGGCCCAGUUCAUGGACGGCGCCCGCAGUGAGAUCGUCUGCCGUGCCGACGGCACCAUGCGCUUGGGGGAGCCCACCUCCAACGAGACCCUUUCCUGCGUGAUCAUCUUUGUGAUUGUCUACUACUCCCUGAUGUCGGGCGUGAUCUGGUUCGUCAUGCUGACGUACGCCUGGCACACCUCCUUCAAGGCGCUGGGGACCACCUACCAGCCGCUGGCAGGAAAGACGUCCUACUUCCACCUGGUCACCUGGUCCGUCCCCUUUGUUCUCACUGUGGCCAUCUUGGCGGUGGCCCAGGUGGACGGAGAUUCGGUUAGUGGCAUCUGCUUUGUGGGGUACAAAAACUACCACUACCGUGCGGGGUUUGUCCUGGCCCCUAUCGGCCUGGUAUUAAUUAUCGGGGGCUACUUCCUGAUCAAAGGAGUGAUGACGCUCUUCUCUAUCAAAAGCAACCAUCCAGGUCUCCUUAGUGAGAAAGCGGCCAGCAAGAUCAACGAGACCAUGUUACGCCUCGGGAUAUUCGGCUUUUUGGCCUUCGGCUUUGUCUUCAUCACCUUCGGCUGCCAUUUCUACGACUUCUUCAACCAGGCGGAGUGGGAACGUAGCUUCCGGGAAUACGUGCUGUGCGAGGCCAACGUGACCAUCGCCACGCAGACCAAGAAGCCGAUCCCGGAUUGUGGGAUCAAGAACCGCCCCAGCCUCCUGGUGGAGAAGAUCAACCUCUUUGCCAUGUUUGGGACCGGCAUCUCCAUGAGCACCUGGGUCUGGACCAAGGCCACCUUGCUCAUCUGGAAGCGCACCUGGGGCAGGCUGACCGGCCAGAGCAGCAACGAGCCGAAGCGGCUGAAGAAGAGCAGGAUGAUCGCCAAGGCCUUCUCCCGACGGAAGGAGCUGCAGCAGAACCCCCAGCAGGAGCUCUCCUUCAGCCUGCGCACCGUCUCGCACGAGGGGCCGGUCGCUGGUUUGGCGUUCGAUCUCAGCGAACCGUCGGGAGACAUGUCCUCGGCUUGGGCGCAACAUGUGACCAAGAUGGUGGCCAGGAGAGGCGCCAUUCUCUCUCAGGACGUCUCGGUCACACCUGUCGCUACGCCAGUGCCCCAGGAGGAAAGGGCCAGUCACUGGCUGAUGGAAGGCGAGUUUUCCUCCAGGCGGGCCAAGAAAUCAACCCGGAAGAAGAAGAAGCACAGGAAGAAGAAGGGGGUCAACCCUUCCGGGCCGGCCGCCGAGACCUGCACCCCGAAUUACUUCGCCCCGGAGGUCCCCAGCUCCGUCCCACACCUGCCCCGGCUCCCCAGGGCCAAGUGCUUCGUCGCCAACCCACAGCAGGUCCAGGCUCUGGACGAUGUCCUUUUGCCUCGAGCGGCCCCCGACUGGAGACCCCGACACCCCCAGCAGCCGGACCACCUUCUGGGCCGACGGCCCCCCAGCACCUGCAGGCGCGACAACCCCCCAGAUCUCAUCAACCACCCCUUUUGUCCCGAUCUGGGGGGUCCCGAGGAAGCCGGACCGGACCGUGGAACGUGGCUGGUUCCCGGACGGCAGCCCUCGCAUUUUCGGGGGGGUGCCUUCCCCGCUGCCCCCAGGAGCUCUGCUGCUUUGUUCCUGGGCAGUGAUGCCUAUGGGGCGCAGCCGCCUCUGGGCAGGUGGGGUGGGCUGCCCCCCAUCCAUUCCCGGACAAACCUGAUGGACGCCGAGUUGGUGGACCUGGACUCUGACUUUUAGGUGGGGGCUUUCGAUGGCUCGGCUUGGGGAGGAGGGGGUGUCAAUCAGCCAUGGUUGGUAGAAAGAAGGGGAAGGGUCUGUGUCUUCAGGACCACCCCUGGGGGGCUGCUCCGUCCCCUUCAAGGAUAUUAUGGGAAUGGGCUUUCCUUGGACCACCUUCUGAAGACCGGCUGUGCUUUAACCCCCCCCCCCUUCAACUGGUGGACCUCUGCCAGAAGACCACGGGUGGGAUUGUCUCCUCGCUUUGGGAUGAGGAGAACCUCAAGGAGGUUGGUGGCGUCCAGAAUGAGGAAGACUCUGCAGUGCCAAAUGUAGAAGGUCCCCCCCCUUGCGCUGAUGAGGCUACGUAGUCGGUUCAUGAAAUGUCUGCAAGAAAACAAGCCAGGUCAGAGGGCAUCAAGAGCCCUCAUUUCCUUCCUUCCUUCCUUCCUUCCAUUCAUCCAUCCCCCUAUUCUUCCUUUCUCUUCCUCUCCCU